UAUAUGAUGACCCCUAAAAACAAGAAAUAAAAUCCACCAACCCUGAAACUUCCAUGUAGGAAAAAGAAAAAGCCCACCUCUUCUGCUUGAAGAUUGCAUCUUUUUUGUAUCUUUUGCUCACUUUUUUGGUCAAGAACAUCUCUGGUUUUUUAAACUUUGAAGAGAGACCAACGGAUGCAGAAGAGGGGUAGAAGAGUUAGAGAGAUAAAAGGGGCGGUGAGGUUGGCGGAUGACACCUAACUUUAAUAGAUAGGGAAGCAGAAAUUUCAGAGGUUUCACAUUAGAUCUGGGUGGGGCUGGUGAUGGAGUUUGCUUUAAUUCAUUUUGGCCCCUGAAGUGAGCAAAUCUGUUUGUCCUUUGUGCAUGUAUUAGAAAAAAAGUUGAGUUCUUGAGGUUGGGUUUGAAUGUUUCAGCUGUUUCCUGAAGCUAUAACAGAACUUUGAGGUUUAUUUUUGGAGGGUUUUCACGGAUUCUGAUGGGGAUUUGCCUGAGCAACCAGAUAAAGGCUGAGAGCUCUUUUCAUACUGGUACAGAUGUAGGGGCGACUUCGUCCAAAGUGGUUAGUGGAUAUGGGACUGAAUUAAGUAAUUCAAGCAGCAAGAAUUCUUCUAUAUCUGUACCCCCAACUCCUCGAAGCGAGGGAGAAAUAUUGCAGUCCUCCAACUUGAAGAGCUUCACAUUUAGUGAUCUCAAGGCAGCCACAAGAAACUUUCGUCCUGACAGUGUAAUUGGGGAAGGUGGUUUCGGUUCUGUUUUCAAAGGGUGGAUUGAUGAGCAAUCACUUGCAGCAUCAAGGGCUGGAGCUGGUAUGGUGGUAGCUGUUAAGAAGCUAAACCAAGAAGGGUGGCAGGGACAUAAGGAAUGGUUGGCUGAAAUCAACUAUCUAGGGCAGCUGCGACAUCCCAAUCUUGUGAAAUUGAUUGGUUACUGCUUAGAGGAUGACCACAGACUUUUGGUCUACGAGUUCAUGCCUAGGGGUAGCAUGGAGAAUCACCUAUUCAGAAGAGGUUCUUACUUCCAGCCACUUUCAUGGAGCCUGAGAAUGAAAAUUGCUCUUGGUGCUGCGAUGGGGCUUGCCUUUCUUCAUAGCGAUGAAGCAAAAGUAAUAUAUCGGGAUUUCAAGACUUCUAAUAUUCUGCUUGAUUCGAACUACAACGCCAAACUCUCUGAUUUUGGGUUGGCCAGAGACGGGCCAACUGGUGAUAAGAGCCAUGUCUCCACUCGGGUCAUGGGAACUUAUGGAUAUGCUGCUCCGGAGUAUCUAUCCACAGGUCAUUUAACUGCCAAGAGCGACGUAUACAGCUUUGGUGUUGUUCUUCUGGAGAUUUUAACCGGCAAGAAAGCAAUAGACAAGAAUCGCCCAUCAGGGGAACACAAUCUGGUCGAGUGGGCAAAGCCUUAUCUGACCAACAAACGAAGGAUUUUCCGUGUUCUGGAUGCCCGACUAGAAGGCCAAUACUCAUUGGGCCAAGCUGUGAAGGCAGCCAACCUUGCUCUUCAAUGCUUAUACGUAGAUGCCAGGUCAAGGCCGACUAUGGACGAGGUGGUGACGGCCUUAGAGCAGCUCCAAGACUCCAAAGACACUUCAAAAAAUGAUCAAAAGCAUCACCGAUCAAGUCGACGUAACCAAACAAAUGGGGCACCUAAGUCCUGGAGGAGAAGUGCUGAAGAAACACGGAGAGGAAAACCGGCCUACCCCAGGCCUUCAGCCUCCAGUCGAUAUGCAUAAACAUCCUUGGUUGCUCUUGUAUGGUCUGCGCUCUCUAUAUAUAUCUAAAGCUUGUAUAGUUUGUUUUGUUUCUUUUUUACUUUUUUCCUAAAUUGUUGUAUUUGGUUAUGCAAGGAAUUUGUAUUCUUCUAUAGAGUUAUGGGCGAUUUUCCGGUGGACAGUUGUGAUGCUAUCUGGAAAAUGUUGUAGGGUCUUAGAGCUCGUAUUUUGGGACGUGGGAACUGUAAUUUUGUCAAAAUGACAAAAGAAAUCAAAAAUGUUUGCUAUUGCCUAUUUGUCUGGAGAAGUUAAUGAAGUUUAAAAGUUCCUGGAAA
Messenger RNA from Sesamum indicum (sesame), 2043 nucleotides. RefSeq names its product receptor-like cytoplasmic kinase 176. The record is from RefSeq and is a predicted model, not a curated record. Gene Ontology annotation, biological process: protein phosphorylation. Gene Ontology annotation, molecular function: protein kinase activity; ATP binding. NCBI's taxonomy places the organism in Eukaryota, Viridiplantae, Streptophyta, Magnoliopsida, Lamiales, Pedaliaceae.